AUGUGUAAACGAUUUACUUUUGUUGCGAUAAUUCUGAGCAUUGCAUGUACCACAGCACGUCGAAGAAAGUCUAUCGAAACGGGGCCGGGUCCAGAGUGGAAGAUACGAACGACAACGCCAACCCAGCGCCAGAAACCAGACCAUGUUGGUGGUUCAAAGGAUGAGGGCGUCUCAUCUAGAGAUGAGACAACGACAAAAGCGCCGAGAAAACGGGAUAGAAAGUCGCGACCCAACCAAAGUGCCCCCGAAUGGAUUCCGUCUCACACCCCAACUAAAUAUUAUGCAGGAUAUGCCUGGAGAGAAUCUUAUGAUUCUUGCCUACCCGACAAUGAUGCUAUCACGGAAACAUUCACAAUACCCGUCAGUGGCAGGGCUGAUGCUCCUGAAAGAUGCCUUCAGUUGUGCUUGAAGUCGUCAACGCUAGAAUGUUGGUCAGUAGAUUACCAAAUAGAUGUCAGUCAAGAUGAUAAUACACUGUUAAUAGUGACGUGUAUUCUCUCUGAAGUGUCACGUGUUCGGGAUCCAACUUCAACAAACGUGGAUGUGACCUGUUGUAAAGACUGGAUGCAUUUUGAAAAAGUGCCAGGUUGGAUAUGGAAGGAUAAACCUGGUGUUACAAUCCAAGAUGGAAUGCUGGACAAGAAAUCCAUGUACGCGGAAACGUUUGAAACGUGUAAAGAAGCGUGUGCAGCUGAAACUGACUUCAUCUGUAUGUCUGUCGAAUGGAAGAGUGCACUGGGGGAGGCAGCUAAUUCGAAUACAACCCAAAAUGCGUCAAAUGAGUUAGCAACUCCUUUUCAGAGGAACUGCCAUCUUCAAGCUAGGUGGAGCAGUUAUCCAAAACAAAUGCUUUCGAUUGACAACGGGAAUUCUUACGCGGAAAAGGCAGUAGAGUCAUCGACGGGUUGGGCUUGGACUUCAGUACAAGACGCUUGUAUCAGUGGGCAUGAUAAUAAAAUUAUUGGCGGAGUUCCAAAUUUCGAAGACUGCAGAGCCCGUUGUCGUAACGAGUUGGAUUUUGUUUGCCGAUCUGUGGAAUACAAAGAUGGGACAUGUCGCCUGUCGCUGGCAGAUUCCUCAGAUACGUUCCAUUACCAGCAGCCAUGUGGAACCGCUGGCACGGAGUACAGUCAGAAGAACCUCUAAAUGAGAUCAAUACUACAUAUUCCUAAAACAAUAUGAGACUUGUUUGUAAAUAUUUUUGUUAAAUAAAUACACUUCUACUUUAU
Molecule: messenger RNA, 1229 nt
Organism: Owenia fusiformis
Lineage: Eukaryota; Metazoa; Annelida; Polychaeta; Sabellida; Oweniidae
Source: the annotation of a GenBank genome assembly